ACCGCUGACUCUCCCACGGUGGCGGAAGACCGGCGUUUCCCGGUUAGGAAAGUAGUAGAUUUGUCACGUAGGACAUGUAUGUCAAGGACAAUUCAUCAUCGUCGAGACCCACCUCACCUCUCAGAGAUUCUGUGACACCUUGUCGUCUCGCUCAUGGGCGUACGAGGUCUCGCGACCUUUAUCAAAGAUAAUCGACAAUCACUCUGCUCGUAUAGACAAUUCUCGGAAGAUGUAGCCGGUCCUUCUAGCAGGAUACCCAUCGUCAUCGAUGCUUGGGGUCUUGUGUUCCAGCUGUAUCUCUCAUGUCUGCCAUGGGCAUCCGGUGGAGAAUACUUGCGUUUCUCUCGGUUGAUCAAGCGGUUCGUCGAUGCCUGGCGGAAAGUAGGGCUUGAGCCAGUCAUUGUCUUCGAUGGAACCGCUCCAUCAGCAAAGCAUGCUACGAUCAUCAGCCGACUCGAACGCUCUUUCACCAUCUCCGCCUUGUUCUAUACUACCUCUGUUGAAUCUCGAUCUAGACCUUCCUUUUCACGAUCCGAGGCUAUUCUACCUCCUCUCGCUUUACAUACUUUCAUUCACACCGUCGAAUCAUUGAAAGUCAAGACUCAUUUCACACCGUUUGGAGAAGCAGACGGAAUCAUAGUAGCUAUUGCGAAUGAUCUCGGUGGCUACGUCCUAGGUCAGGAUUCCGACUUUUUGAUCUUCAUGGCUGGUCCCGGGGCGGAGAAUGUAAGAGGCUACUGUCCGCUGGACUUUGUCGAGUGGAGAGACAAAUCUCCACCGUCAACGCCAAAGGUCGAUGCCGAAGAAUGGACCGUCGCUUCGUCUAAAAAGGCUCUUGGGUCCCAUCGACAAACUCCUCUACUUCCCCCUAGUAAUGCCGUCUCUCCGAUCUUGACGCUUGGCGUCGUCUCUGCCACUGCUUUCCGACAACGCUUCCGUCUUCCCCCAUCCCAUUUCGCACUUCUCGCUUCGAUCGUCGGGAACGACUAUACGCCCCAACAUUUCUCUAACAAACUCUUUGCAUCGCGUUACAAUGCAGGAAAGGGGAGUGAAAAGAUUGAGCUUGUCGCUCGUAUCAUCCGUGAAGCUCAUUUCGGGCCGUCCGCCGUCAAGGAGAGGCAAGCCAGUGCAGGCGACCAGGCAGUCUUCCUCAUCACCAAAGUCAUCGGGCGUCUGUGUUCAGAAUCCGGAUUACAUACGCAUCAAUCCACCAUCUCAGAUAUGGUCAAUACCAUCAUCGAUGCGACUCUACAGUAUGUCUUGCCGUCCACAGUAGCAUGUUGCGAGGCGUAUCCUUUCUGCGGCCAGACCUCCCAUACUGGAUGUCGGAGCGAGCAGUCCAUCAGCGCUGCUCAGAAAGCUUAUGCUCACGCCCAGCAAGUCGGUCGUAUCGCGAGCGUCGUCAAUUGGUAUCUCUCACCUGAUCGAUUGUACCUCUUGACCGGUUUGGAGGACCCAUCAGAGCCAUCGUAUGCAAAUACGGAUCGGAACCGCAACAUAAGGCAACGAGCCUACCGCAUUGUAGAGCAUGGUCUGGGUGAUUUUUGCUGGCCAGAUCCGACAGAGGCCGAGAUAGCGGCCGUCAAAGAGGAUCGCGCUGCCCGCGAACUGCUCAUUGUUGAUGCAGAGGACGAGAGCAGCGGGUCGGAAACGGAUUUAUCACUCGAUGCAAAGCCAGCAUCUGAAGGGCAGACUAUGGUGGACGAUGAACACGAUGCCAAGGAUCUAUUGGACGGCGAGGCGGUCGAUGUCGUUGUCCCACCAAGCCGAACGCUUACAGAAUAUACUCGACAAGGUUCGACAUUCAAGCUGGUCGGUCAGCAAGUGCCACUCCCACCUCGACCCGAAGGUCGCCCGGAUGCUCUUCACCCCCUCGACUUUCGUAUACAGCGGUUCCUCGAGCUAAUAGAAUGUGCCUCGCCGAAGAUCUCAGGUCUCCCUCGGCAAUACCAUCCACUAGCGGUCUCCAUUCGACUCUGUGUCCUUGACGCCUACGACCGAUCUGGGAUCAAAGGAUCAGGAUCAUGGCGUAGGUCAGAAGUCGAAGCAGUCCUUCGAGCGUGUAUCGGCACGUUUGCAGGUUGGCAGAGGGAUUCAAAAGUGGAUCGAUCGAAACAUGAUUCAGAUGAAGGACAAUACCCGGUGCUCGAAACGAGAUCAUCUAAAAUUGUUGGUCAACUCACGGUAGCCAUGUCGGUUUGUCAUUGGCUCGCUCAGGCUCUCUUGCUAGUCCCUGAUGCUGACUGUGCGACACCGUUGACGCAUCUCACACCAUUCAUGUUCUUGUCUGGUGUCGCGCUUCACUCGUGUCUUGCCAAAGUGGAUCCCCCUCCUUCGACCGGUUGGCUGUGGUCGGUGAAAGAGGAUGUGGUCUACGGGCAAUGCUUGGAUGCCGUACUACAUGAUCUGGAUGACAAGAUUAUAGGGCACACGCCUGCAGUCGAAUCAGAGAAUGUCCCCGAGCUCGAGAUUGAGCUGGGAGCUUUGAGCAUAGACAGUGGCGGCAGCAGGAGGAAGAAAAAGACGAAGAACAAGCCGAAAAAAAGUGGCACUGCCUCUCAAGGUAUGCAGAGGACAGCACCUACCUCUGGCACCCGAUUUGAUCUCUUAAUGGACUCUGCUACUGCUACUGCUGCUGCUUUGAUCGACUAGAGGUAGUUGUAAUUAGACCAGCUACAUGCGAAUGGCAUUGUUGUUGUAACACGAUGAUCGCCAGAAUGCUCGGUACCGAGUCGGCCGGUGUGUCCCUUUUGGUGGCGUGAGAUCUUCUUCCACCUUCCACCACCACCACCGCCGCCGCCGCCAGGAAAAGAGAGAGAGGGAAGGAAAAAAAAAAGGUUCCAUUAGGCGAAACGAAAA
Kockovaella imperatae is the source of this 2859-nucleotide messenger RNA. RefSeq lists its product as hypothetical. The coding region runs from base 154 to 2652 and encodes 832 amino acids. The transcript is spliced from 3 exons. Gene Ontology annotation, molecular function: hydrolase activity, acting on ester bonds. NCBI's taxonomy places the organism in Eukaryota, Fungi, Basidiomycota, Tremellomycetes, Tremellales, Cuniculitremaceae. The record is from RefSeq and is a predicted model, not a curated record.